GGUGGUCUCGACUAGUGAUCUAACCUUCUAGGAGUACCUUUUUCCUAUCCUAUAGACCGUAUAUAUUUAUAAUACCAUUUUGAUUACUAGUAAUAGAAUUAAGGGGGUAUAAUUGCUUCUGCUUGGGAAUAACUCGUAUCUCAUUCUAUUAUCGAUCAUAUUAGUAGAAUGAUCGAUUGCAUAGUUGCUCGACUAGUCAUGGCCUACUGAUACCUUUUGCGAAUUCAAAACCAAAUCCCUCAUCACCCCACUAGUCACUACUAAACCACAUAUUAAUCUCUGCUUCGGAAUUCGCGAGCGUGCCAGGGGACUCAUUUAGACUAGUGCCAUGUGGUUUUUUUCACUGGGGCGAGUGGCGCUCACAUGAGAGGCGCCAUUAAACUAGCUCGACGAGCUCUCGUCCCCAGGAAAGCCAUGGCAAGCAGCCAAUGCUUAUAGAUUCUUCCCCCAUGGGUCAUGGGAUGCGUCGUUCUCCCGAUGCCACAAGCCCAGCGAGGGGGACAGGAUGGAGCUAGCUGAACUGAAUAGCGAUCACUAGCUUGGAGCCUUGCUCUAUAUAUACUCAGUUGCAUACGGAUGCAGGAGGAGGUGAGAGGUUGGCACAGGUGAUCACUGAAGAUUAACUGAAGGCAGCUAUCAUGAGGUUAUUACCAGCUUCAGGGAUUGUGAGGCUGGUUGCGUUGGUGUUCUUGCUGAUCUUCAGCUCAUCACUUCAGCAGCAGGCAGGUGUCGGUGCCAUCAGGCUGCAUGACAGAAAGCAGCACGGGGAGCAGUGGGAGGAGGAGAGGACGCAGAUGAGGUCGUUCAUGACCAUGGACUAUAGCUCAGUGAGGAGGCGGAGGCCGAUACACAACUGAUUCAGCUAAACCAGCCCUGAUUAGAGAUAGCAUGAGAAACCAUGAGACUUUCAGCUCUGCUUACAUCUCCAUGUCCCAGCAGCAGCAGCAGCAGCAAACAACAUCUACUGAAGCGUGAUGCUAGGAGAAGCUGAUCGAUCCAUCAUGUGUUCUCUUUUUCUUUUUCGUUAACUUCUGUGAUUCUGUCCUUGUACCUAUGUCUCCAGCAGCGUGCACGGACGUGUGCAAGCAAAUUUUGCCCCCCUGACCAAAUGUUAUUAUUUGGAUAUAUAUAUACGCAGCAAUACUAGUAGUAGCAAGAAGUAGUGCUAAUGCUUAGUUUUCGUCACAUUUUUGUAAGAAGUUGUGAAGAACUUGUAGUUUAUCUGCUUCUUCUGUAACUGAAAUGGCAGCAUCUGAUAGCAGCCUGAAGUUUCAGGCAUGGAAAUUCAUAUGUAUUGAGCUUGUCAACCAUAAUGGAAGAAGUAUACUGAAGGAUCA
Oryza sativa Japonica Group (Japanese rice) is the source of this 1337-nucleotide messenger RNA. RefSeq lists its product as uncharacterized. NCBI's taxonomy places the organism in Eukaryota, Viridiplantae, Streptophyta, Magnoliopsida, Poales, Poaceae. The record is from RefSeq and is a predicted model, not a curated record.